AUGGAAGAAAAAACUGAUAUGACCGUCUUCAUUGCUUUGUUAAUGAGGGUGGCUCGAGCUUUCUUCCAAACUCCACAAAUUGUAGUACUUGACUAUCUAACCAAACAUGAAACUGCAAUAAGUGACGAGAACUUGGCAAAAGGUGUUGGUCUUACUGUAAAAGAGAUCCACAAGCUUUGCGGAACGUUGAAGGAAGCGCGUCUUAUUAAGACGUUCACCAAAGCUGAACCAAAGAAGGCUGAGCAACGGGCUAUACCUAGAACAUUUUAUUACAUCGACUGGCAACAGGUCGUCAACGUAAUAAAAUGGAAAAUUUAUAGAAUCCGUGAAAUGGUGGGGGAUAGAAUGAGAAAUGAACAAGAAAAUAAAGGCUAUUUAUGCACAGGUUGCAAAAAGACAUUCGCACCGCUCGAAAUACGUAAUUUGUUUGACACAGUGCGUUCGACCCUUGUUUGCGAUUUAUGUCAUACGGAAUUGAUUCACAACGAUAAUGCUGAAAAUGUGAAAGACACUGAGAAACUUCAUGGAAGAUUCAUGGAACAAAGUCAACCUAUCAUAGAUUUGUUAAAAUUCGCUGAUAAGUUGGUGAUUCCUGUCUCUUCGAUUGAUAAGUUACAAGCCACGUCUGGUGCAAAGGGAGACCAACAAGGACCCAUGCCAGAUGUACCGUACGCUAGAAACCACAACCUACAUAUGGAGGAUAUAGUAGUUGUAUUUCAAGAUGACAAUGAAGCUUCUAAAGCAGAAAGACAAACUCAACACGCGAAGAAUAGACUACAGAAUGCACUGCCAGCAUGGCAUGUUCGCAGCACUGUAACAGGUGAAGUUAUGGCUAAUAAUACUGUAAAUACGGGCUCUGCCCAAGAAAAUGAACAAAACGAAGAAAGUGGUAGAACAAAAGAGAAAGAUAGUGAACUUGAAAGUUUCUACGCAGAAUAUUAUGCAAAUCUUAAUAAUUCUGAAACCGACGCGUCGCCAAAUGUAGAUGACGAAGAGGAAAUUGUGCCUGUAGACGAAUUUGAAGAAGUCGAUAUAGAAAAUCAAGAUGAUGAUGAUGAAUUCGAUAUGGUUGAAUUGGAUUUCAGUGGAAGAGAAAGCAAACGAUCACGAACUGACUCUUUUGAUGGGAAAAACGGGCAUAGUAAUGGAAGACGUUACUGGUAA
Dentiscutata erythropus is the source of this 1164-nucleotide messenger RNA. Lineage: Eukaryota; Fungi; Glomeromycota; Glomeromycetes; Diversisporales; Gigasporaceae. The record is from the annotation of a GenBank genome assembly.